This is a messenger RNA of Maudiozyma saulgeensis, 1611 nucleotides long. The record is from the annotation of a GenBank genome assembly. Lineage: Eukaryota; Fungi; Ascomycota; Saccharomycetes; Saccharomycetales; Saccharomycetaceae.
AUGGGAUUACGAGAACAUCCUGGGAUGUCCGAAGAGGACUUGAAAGCUGCUGAAGUACUAGGUGUACUAAAGAAAUCACAACCAAAAUAUAAUAAUGCAUUAAAUGAUGAUAUUUCAAAUUCAUCUAAGAGAAGAAGAAGUAUAAGUGAUAGUACGAAUGAAUCUACUAUGGAGAGUAAUAGGGUGGUUAAACCACGUAAUAAUAUUACAGGUCAUUCGGGUACAUUAUUGAAUCGAAUGGUGAGUAAUGUAGUUACAUUUUAUGAUGACUUCAAUGAUAGGAAGAGGGUAGCAUCAAUUGCAAGAUUAUUAGAUGAUGCAUACGAGGAUAAUUAUACUAGUUCAGAAGAUGAUAGUGAAAGUAGUAGUGAUGACGAGGAAGAAGAAGAAGAAGAAGAAGAAGAAACAAAGGAGGACAUUCAUGAAUUACAACAGGAGGACGUCAAUGAAGUUAACAAUGGUGAAGAAGAAGAAAAUAUGGAACCUCCAACGUUAGAAGACUCUGAUAAUACAAACUUACCACGUCAAGAUGAAAAUGAGGAAGAAAGUGAAGAAGAAAGAAUAUCGAAAAGAAAAAUUAUUUCCGAAGCUCUUCAAACAACAAGAGAUAAUCUGAAAGAAUACAAAUUGAAUAUGUCCAUCGAAUCUAAAAAAAGAUUGAUAACUUGUCUACAUCUUUUAAAAUUGGCAAAUAAGCAAUUAUCGGAUAAAGUGAUGAAUUUACAAGCUAUGGUGAAGGAAGAACAGACAGUUCCAAGGAGGAGACGUAGGACGUUGACUAAUUCACACGAUAGGCAUGGUGUACAUCGUUACAAGCGUCAAAGAGCAUCUACAAUCAGUGGUGGUAAUACUCAGACAAUUAAAUCGUCCAAUAAUGACGAACCACAAACCAACAAAACAGAUGGCGUUCCCCCAACAUAUGAUAAAAAGGUAUCAGAGACCAGUGAAAGUAGCAGCGGUAGCGAGACUGAUGCUGAAGAGGAUUACUAUGGCGCUGACGAAGAUGAAGAAUUUUUUGAUGCGUUUGAUUCUAAUGAUUUUGAUGAGAAAUCUACUGUUAUUAAGAUGGAAGUGGUAGGAACUAUUAAAAAAGUAUAUUCUUUGAUUUCAAGCUACACCGGUGAUUCAUUACCAGAACCGGCAAGAUCACAAGUUAGAGAAAGCUUAUUGAACUUACCAACAAAUUGGUUUUUGAGUGCUAGUAAUACUUCUGGAAGCCCAAUGAAUGAUGGUUCAACUGCAACUUCAUCUGAUGAUUCGACGAAUACUAAUAUAAACACCAGCAUACGAACUCCAAACGGUUUGUCCAUUGAAGAUAUAAAUCAGAAAAUCAAUCAUGCAAGGAGUUCUUCUGCUACAAGUGGAGGUACCGAUAGUAACCUGACGGCGAAUGGUAAAGUUUUGAUUCUCGCAAAGGAGUCUCUUGACAUGGUCCAGAAUGUAAUGGAUGUUGUGGAUUCAACUUUAGGAAAAGCUGAAGAAUGGGUGAAACAGAAACAGGAAGUUAAAGAAAUGUUUUUAAAAUCACUCCUGGAGAAACAAAGAUUGAAGGAAUCUAGUGAUGUUCCUCUGAGUCAAUCACGGAAAGAAUCCUCGAAAGAAAAUCAAUAA